Molecule: messenger RNA, 1004 nt
Organism: Vidua chalybeata
Lineage: Eukaryota; Metazoa; Chordata; Aves; Passeriformes; Viduidae
Gene: HESX1
Product: HESX homeobox 1
Exons: 6
Coding region: 297-941 (214 amino acids)
Biological process (GO): forebrain development; pituitary gland development; regulation of transcription by RNA polymerase II
Cellular component (GO): nucleus
Molecular function (GO): RNA polymerase II cis-regulatory region sequence-specific DNA binding; DNA-binding transcription repressor activity, RNA polymerase II-specific
Source: RefSeq, a predicted model, not a curated record
GUCGUGGCUGUCAAGCUAAAUGUCCUCCCAGCUCCACAACAAGGGAGCGCUGUUGGGUUCCUGGCGUUCUGGAGCAUCUUUUGGCACUCUUGCCAUGUUAUCUGGAGCGUUUCUUUUGGGAAGUCUCCUCUUACCCCUGCCGUAUGGAUGGGCCCCAGAGAGAAGAGCAUCUUCAGAGGAUUCCAGAUAUGUGCCCUUAUGGAGAGAACAUUUUGCCUCUGCUGGGGGGUGAAAGUAUCUGUGUGGAUAAGCUAUAAGGAGGACUUGUGGAGAAAUGCAAGUACAGUGCCCCUGCUAUGCUGGCUGAGGGCGAAGGCAUGGCCGGUCCCUCGCUGUGCGCUGCCAGCACAGCGGCCUCUCCGGACCUGCACAAGGUGCCCGGCUUGGGGGAGAGUAAAACCACGCACUGCUCCUUUUCAAUUGAGAGUAUAUUGGGACUGGAGCAGAAAAAAGAUGGCAUUGCAGCUGGGAAACCUCACAGACCCUGGAUGGAUGCAUGCACCAGCUUGGCUCUCCUUUUCUUACUCUUUCUAGUUUUAGGUGAUGACAGUAAUCCCCAUCUGCAAAUCCCUGUUGUUUGCUAUGAAAAUCCAUUAUUUCAUGCUAGAAGUGAUCCAGUGCAAGAGGAAAACGUUUUGAAAUGUGAAAAAUAUUUUUCAGUCACUGAAAGGCUGUCUUUCAAACGAGAAUUGAGCUGGUACAGGGGUAGAAGACCAAGAACUGCAUUCACUAGAAGCCAGAUUGAAGUCUUGGAAAAUGUUUUUAAAAUGAAUUCCUACCCUGGCAUUGAUAUAAGAGAAGAGUUAGCUCGGAAAUUAGAUUUAGAUGAAGACAGGAUCCAGAUCUGGUUUCAGAACCGUCGUGCAAAGCUGAAAAGAUCACACAGAGAAUCUCAGUUUCUAAUGGUGAAAAAUACUUUCACCUCCAGCCUGCUAGAGUAGAAGGAAGGAUGGCUUGCUGUUACAGAACUGCUACAGAAAAUAAAGAAUUAUUCAUAACCUGUA